This is a messenger RNA of Lampris incognitus (smalleye Pacific opah), 438 nucleotides long. RefSeq names its product Galectin-related protein A-like. Lineage: Eukaryota; Metazoa; Chordata; Actinopteri; Lampriformes; Lampridae. Bases 1 to 438 code for a protein of 145 amino acids. Gene Ontology annotation, molecular function: carbohydrate binding. The transcript is spliced from 4 exons. The record is from RefSeq and is a predicted model, not a curated record.
AUGGAGGAAAAAGACAAGAAAGCAAACGAGGGCUACACCGGAGAGAUAAAGGGUGGGCUGCGGCCUUCAAUGAAACUGGUUGUGAUGGGAAUCGUUGACAAAAAGCCCAAGAGCAUCGAGGUGACGGUAGCCUGUGCCCCCCCGGAGGAGGACACGGAGAGCGAUGUGGGACUUCAGCUAAAGGUCAGCUUCCUAGAUAAGGCCGUCCAACGCAAUGCCCGCCUGGCUGGAAAGUGGGGUCCUUCCGAAAACACCCUCUCCUUCUUCCCUUUCGCACCCGGGGAAUCUUUCAAGAUGGAGAUCGUUUGUGAGCACCAGCAGUUUCGCAUCCUGGUGGACGGCCAGCCCCUGUGUGGUUUCACCCACCGCCUCCCACGGCUCGCCUCCCUCACCGCCCUGCGAGUCUUUGGGGACCUACAGCUCACCAAGGUUGCCUAA